AGCGGGCAGCAGCCCUGCCCUGGCAUAAUGUGGUCACCCUCUGCUUGGAAGGGGCAGAGGGGCUAAGAAAGAGUGCCUGGUAGCCACAGUCCCAGCCUGGAGGUGGCAUGCUCUGGCAUGGGGUGGUACUGAGGUUUGCAUCUUUCCUUGACCACAGAGCCCAAGGGGAUCUGGCCUAGGGAGAGGAAGCCGGCAGAAGGAGAAUCCAUUCUCAUGGUCCUCAGCAGGCCUGUGAGGGUGUCAAGAAAUUACAUCAUCCUGUCACACCCCUGACAGGUUGGGUCAGGGCAGAGGGCAAAGGCCAGUCUCGGCUCCAUUUAUAAUCUAGAAAGCCUAGUCCGGGCCAGCCCACGGAGUAUGGUGAGGGUGCCCUGCCUGGCUUGGCCCUAGGUGCUUGGUGUGGUGAGGGUGCCGGUGUGUCCAGAGGAGUCCAGAGCGCAGACAGCCAUGGGGCUGCUGACUGGAGAGACAUUGGGGCCCCUGGCUGUGGCUGUGGCCAUCUUUCUGCUCCUGGUGGACCUGAUGCACCGGCGUGUGCGCUGGGCCACACGCUACCCACCGGGCCCUAUGCCACUGCCCGGGCUGGGCAACCUGCUGCAGAUGGACUUAAAGGAUAUGCCUCGCUCUGUUAACCAGCUGCGGCGCCGCUUUGGGGACGUGUUCAGCCUGCAGCUGGCCUGGACGCCCGUGGUCGUGGUGAACGGGCUGGCGGCCGUGCACGAGGCGCUCGUGUCCCGCAGCGAAGACACCUCCGACCGCCCGCCUAUGCCCGUCUACGAGCACCUGGGGUUUGGGUCGCGCUCCGGAGGAGUGAUCCUUGCACGCUACGGGCACGCGUGGCGAGAGCAACGGCGUUUCUCUGUGUCCACUCUGCGCGACUUCGGCCUGGGCAAGAGGUCACUGGAACAGUGGGUGACCAAGGAGGCCACCUGCCUCUGUGCCGCCUUCGCUGACCAGGCCGGACGUCCCUUUAGCCCCAAGGCCCUCCUGAAUAAAGCGGUGAGCAACGUGAUCGCCUCCCUAGUCUACGGGCGCCGCUUCGAGUACGACGACCCGCAGCUCCUCAAGCUACUGGACUGCCUGGAGGACUCGCUCAAGGAGGAGGCGGGAUUCCUGCGCCAGCUGCUGGAAGUGUUCCCAGUGCUCCUGCACAUCCCAGGGCUGCCUGCCAAGGUCUUCAAGGCGCAGAAGGCCUUCAUGGCCAUGAUGGAUGAGUUGAUCACCGAGCACAGGAUGACCCGGGACCCGGCCCAGCCACCCCGAGAUCUGACUGAUGCCUUCCUGGACGCGGUGGAGACGGCCAAGGACAACCCCAAGAGCAGCUUCAAUGAUGAGAACCUGCGCAUGGUGGUGGUAGACCUGUUCUCCGCUGGGAUGGUCACCACCGCGACCACACUGACCUGGGCCCUCCUGCUCAUGAUCCUGCACCCGGAUGUGCAGCGCCGCGUCCAACAGGAGAUCGAUGAGGUAAUAGGGCAAGCGCGGCAACCAGAGAUGGGGGACCAGGCCCAGAUGCCCUUCACCAUGGCCGUGCUCCAUGAGGUGCAGCGCUUUGGGGACAUCAUCCCCCUGGGCGUGCCCCACAUGACAUCCCGUGACACUGAAGUGCAGGGUUUCCUCAUCCCUAAGGGGACAACACUUAUCACCAACCUGUCGUCAGUGCUGAAGGACGAGACCUUCUGGAAGGAGCCCUUCCGCUUCCAGCCUGAGCACUUCCUGGACGCCCAGGGACGCUUCGUCAAGCAGGCAGCUUUCAUGCCCUUCUCAGCAGGCCGCCGUUCAUGCCUCGGGGAGCCCCUGGCCCGCAUGGAGCUCUUCCUCUUCUUCACCUGCCUCCUGCAGCGCUUCAGCUUCUCGGUGCCAGCUGGGGAGCCCUGCCCCAGUGACCACGUUCUCCUUGGCUUCCUGGUGACCCCAUCCCCGUUCCAGCUCUGUGCUGUACCCCACUAGAGGGGGUACCAAGCCCCCAGCCUGCUCCUCAGCGGGGAGCCCUAAUGUACAAUAAACCAGUCUGGUGGCUCUAGCCUUACUUCUGAGUCCCACCCAGGCCCCUUAACCAGCCCUGGCAGUGAUGGGGCCUCAACAGCAUCCCCAGGGCCAGUGCCUAGCCUACCUUAUCCAUCUCUACCUAGCAUUUGACCCCAUUUGAGAGAUGGGUAUACUGAGGCUCAGAAAAUGACAACUUACCCCUAGUCACCUAUGGAAACCCAAUACUGGCUACUUGGGUGGUAACAAAGUCUAUGCACAGGUCCCAGCUCCUGCUGGCCCUGUGGGGAUGGGGAGGGCCUCACUCAGCCUGGUGCCGAAUCUCAGGCCUGACGGCACCCACCUGGUACUACAGGUCAGCAGCUCAGCCAACAACAUGAAGUCUGCUCCCCCACUUCACCUAUAACACCCCAAAAAGUGGGGAACUCAGGAAGGCUGGGAAGUGAUAUGCCAGGUUAACACUCAGGCUCAUUGGGUGCAGAGCUCUCCCUGGGGAGCCUAAUGGCAGCCCAGAAGCCAGCCACCUCCCUGAGCCUCUCAGUCACCCCAACAUUGAGUUGGCUACCUUCCCCAGCCCCUCAGGGAUGCUCAUGGCCCACCUCCUUCCAGGUAAGCGUUGUCUCAUUGCCAGGCUGGAACUGGAGGACACUUGUCUGGGCUCCAACCCAGGGCACGGUCCUUGGAGUGAUCAGGUCAGACCCAGCUCUCAGGACACUUAGCCAGGGACAGGGAAUGAGCCCCCAUGGGCUGCAGGCAUGUCCUAG
Molecule: messenger RNA, 2750 nt
Organism: Miniopterus natalensis
Lineage: Eukaryota; Metazoa; Chordata; Mammalia; Chiroptera; Miniopteridae
Gene: CYP2D6
Product: cytochrome P450 family 2 subfamily D member 6
Biological process (GO): xenobiotic metabolic process; arachidonate metabolic process
Cellular component (GO): intracellular membrane-bounded organelle; cytoplasm
Molecular function (GO): oxidoreductase activity, acting on paired donors, with incorporation or reduction of molecular oxygen, reduced flavin or flavoprotein as one donor, and incorporation of one atom of oxygen; iron ion binding; heme binding
Source: RefSeq, a predicted model, not a curated record